AUGUCGGGCGCAGAUGAGCGUUCACUCAAACGCUUCAAUGGCGAAGAAGAUGACCCGGGACGACAGCUGCGCAGAUGGCGUGCAUGGGCCGAAGCUAAGAUGUACACCAUGGACAAAUUGACAAACAAGCAGCAAGGCCCCUUCUUGUACACCCUUCUCGACGGAAAAGCGUUAGAGGCCGUGGAGCACCUGGAGCUCAGCUCACUCCAGGUGGAGGAUGGGGCCAGCAAGAUCCUCGCCGUGCUCAAGGAGAGGUUUCCUGAAAAGGAGGCCCAUGACCAGAUGGGCGAGGCUCUUGGCGAAGUGUUCGGCUUGGCAGCUCGCGAGAACGAGACAGUUCAGCAGUGGACCGCUCGAGUGGCAGAGGUCUUCACGAAGUGUCAUCGGAAAGCCGAUGUCAAGUUUCCAUCCCCUGCUCAGGGAUGGAUUGCUUUGAACUGUGCUGGCUUUAGCGAGGAGCAGAAGGCGAUCAUCAAAGCCAAGGCUCAGGGCAAGUUGGACCUUGAGUCUGUCACCUCGGCGAUGAGAUCCUGCUCCCCCCUCUACAAGGCCGGUUCCAAGGCCAAGCGGCCUACCACAGCGUUCCUCGCAGAGCCUUCCGAGAUCGACGAGACGAUUGAGGCGCCUGAAGACUUCGCAGAUGUGGAGGCAUUCCUUGCAGACCACCAGCUGGGAAGUGACCCAGAUGAAAGCAUCCCAGAGAACGAGGCUGCAGAAGCCCUUGCAGCCACAUGGAAGGAACGUCGUGCUGAAAUAGCCCGCUUCAAGAAAGAUCGCAAGUUUGACUCUGCCCAGCACAGCAAGAAGUCAUUCAGAGUUGAGAUCGAAGAACUCAAGCGAAGGACACGCUGUCGGAAGUGUGGUCGAGUGGGCCACUGGGCCAGAGAGUGUCGCUCUGGAGGUGGAAAGGGCGGCUCCUCGUCUUCAGCAGCCAGCAGGCCGACGGCUUCGUCUACGACUGGCGUAGUGGAGGCGCAGCUGGUCGAGCAGGAGGUGUCCCUGGCGCAGUACGAAGUCGACCCCGCUGAGGAACCCUCCGAUGUGAUGUUCGUUGGAAUGGCUCAGGUCGCCGCUCAGGCAGGAGUGCCUGUUCUGGCGGCGGGACUCGUGUCUUCACCGGGUUUCGGGGUUGUAGACUCCGGCUGUGGACGCACGCUCAUCGGAAAGGACACGCUCCAGCAGCUCGAGGCAAAGAUAGGCAGCAUGAUCGGCAAGACGCUUGAGACCUACCAGGCCACGAGUUCGUUCAGGUUCGGGAAUGGCGCCACGGAGGUUUCAAGCAUGGCCGUGAAGAUACCUGUGGGCAUCGGAGGGGUGCCUGGCAUCAUCGAUGCGGCAGUCAUCCAAGGUCGAGCUCCUCUUCUGUUGGGGCGUCCAACCUUAGAGAAGCUACAGGUCUCCUUGAACUUCGGCAACAAGACGAUGCGGUUCCUGAACGCUCAGGAGGCCGUGCCCAUGAAGGUCAAUGAUGCUGGCCAGCUUCUCAUCGACAUCCUCAGCUACCCCAGCCGCAUGGUUGCUCAUAAGCCUGUUCUUCCCGCUGCGGAUUCAGUAGAGGCAUCUGGGUGUAAGAAUGAUGUGGCUCAGGACGUCACGUGUGGCUUGCAGCCUUCACUGGAGGGACAUGUUGCAGUGGCGGAGUUGUUCUCGCCCCCUCGCCUGACUGAACAGGCUCGCCAGCAUGGAGCAACGGGGCUGGCAUUUGACAUUAAGCAGGGGUGUGAUUUAGGAUGUAGGAGCACGCAGAAGGAGGUAGACCAGUUGCUUGAAGAGGCCAGACCUGCCUUACUCACAGCAUCUCCCCCAUGCAUUCAUUGUGGUGACUGGGACAGUCUUCACAUGAUCCACAGGACGCCUUUGGAAAGAGCCCGCAUGCUGAUGGUGAGCCGUCAGCAGUUUCGCUUUUGUGCCCAGCAGAUACAGCGCCAACUGGCGCGCGGCGGUCAUUUUCUCCUUGAACAUCCGGAGCGAGGACCUGUCCCGGAUGCCACAGGCAUCAGCACAUCCAGGGCCAUGCAAGUUCGGGGGGUGAUCCCCUGGACUGGACUGCCUUGGAAUGCGAAUGCCUCGCAGGAAGCGUUUUCCAAAGAGCACCUGAGAUCCCGAGACAACACGAAGCGCCUGCAGCAAAUGAGCAACCUGAAGAUCCCCAAGAACAGCAGCGACUCAUAA
This is a messenger RNA of Symbiodinium natans, 2172 nucleotides long. The record is from the annotation of a GenBank genome assembly. NCBI's taxonomy places the organism in Eukaryota, Dinophyceae, Suessiales, Symbiodiniaceae.